This is a messenger RNA of Amoebophrya sp. A25, 4009 nucleotides long. Lineage: Eukaryota; Dinophyceae; Syndiniales; Amoebophryaceae. The record is from the annotation of a GenBank genome assembly.
GCUCAGAAUACAGCGAUUACCAUCACCAGGCCAUCUUGCUCGCUUCCCUGAUCCCGUCGUUCCUAUGUCUUUUUUUCCGUCGUACAUUACGAAUAAAGGCUAUGCUACUCUAUCAAUCCCAAAUCGCCAUCUACGUCAAAUAAUGUCGUUAUAUCUUUUGCCCCAAAUAAAAUACGAAUAGACAUGAGAGCUAUCGAUUGAAUAGGUAAAGCUAACUCUAAUACCUCAUCGCUGCAACACAAUGCCUACACAGGAUGUUGAUUGUGGCGAUUCUAUUAUCUAUUGUGCGCAGGAUAUGCGUCGGGCAUCCAUGUUUUUAUGAGUCAGCAAAUCCUUGAGGAUAGGCUGGCUACUAAGUAAGGAUCCCAUGAUCAGGUAGGCUGCUCUGAUCGGCGGCAUUAUUUUAUCUUUUUCUUCAAGUAUCACUUUACUUCUUGAUCAUUGAAUCAAGGAACUGUUUUUAUACGAGGAAAAGAUGACGUCCACCACAGUCCUGAUGCCAUCUGGUCUGAGAGAACCAUGUCGUGAACGAGUGGCCGCGUUGUUGCUGCAGUUGGCGUCUGAGAAAAAUUUAGAGCGGGAUGCGGCAGUAAUGCGACUGAGUCCACUGCUUGGGCAGCAGGAAUUAUACACACAUGCAGUGGAUAGGUACUGAUGCUUGCUCUUUUGAUUAUUGCUGUUGUUACAAAUAUGAAGUAUCGGCGCUCCAGACGCAGACGGUUUUUUGUAGUGUGAUUCUUCUUGGUGAAAACAGAAUCGGAAUCUCACGAUGGAUUUUCAUUCAGUGAUGUUCAGGUUCCCAACAGCGGCAUGGGCGGAGCGUGUCGGCUUGCUGCAGCUGAUUGCCGGCGUCGAGAACACUGCAGGCCACAGCGGGCAGAAUACGGAUAGCGUAGACCACAAGCCGAAUGUCGGAACGCUCUUGUCAGUACUCGAAUCUUCCGCUCUCCGAGACCCAGAAUUGCGAGUCCGUCGUGCCCUUGCACCAGCAGUAGAACGUCUCUUUCAUGAAGCACAUUUGGUUGCAGAAGUUGAGGGAAAUUCUAGCACUACUUCUAGCGAUCCUUCCUGUACCAGCAAUAGCACUGAUAGCCCGAGUGCCGAGGCCUUCCUAGAGGCUGUCUUAUCCGACGUGCUGUUGGGUUUCGAACGCAAGCUAAAUCCUAUAGUGCCAAACGCAGCGGACGCAGGCUCACGUGGCGUGGGAGGAAACCGGGCACAGCUGGCGCCGUCGCAUUUAGUUGGCACUAGUGCGCAGUUAUUGAAGAAGACUAUGGACAAUGCAGGCACAACAGCGAGUGCAUCCUCGUCACGGGCGAUAAUCCUUGGUCCUCUAGGUCGUAUGGGCUCUCCAUUUGGAGAUGACCUGUUAGCUGACGACGCACUAGAGGUGGAGCCAGUUGCAGUGGAGGUGGAGCCUAUCCGAGUACCGGAAGCCGACAAGAAAAUUGCGCCGCCAUCUGGACAGCACGAGUCUGAGGGAUGGGGAACUUUGGAGUCUUCUAUGGCAUGUUUAGCUGCGAUGCUGCGCGGCCUCGGCAAGCGGGAGGCAGGUGCUCGCGGUGUGCUCAGGCGCUACUUGGGGGCAGAAAAUUUUCCGCCUGCACAAGUUGCUCAAGAGAACGUUGCAGCAAGAGGAUCGUCGGUCGCAGUGGAGAAGAAAAUCCUAAACAGUAAGGAGAAAACCUUACCAGCGAUGUUCGUCGAUACUGCAGGCCAGUUCGAUAUGGAAGUGGCAGAGGUAAAGCGUUUUUUAGAACAAAAAGUGUUUCCAGUAAAAGUGGAGAAUGAAGAAGAUGAGGAGGAGGUUGGAGCGUCAACAUCUUCUGGUGCUGAGGUCGUGGAAGGCACUAAAGUCAUCGCAGCUGCAGCAGUAGGUUCUGCUUCUUCUUCUAAACAAGAUCUUGACGUAGUUGAACAAAAGACCGGCUCUUUCGUGGUGGUACGACCUCAAGGUCGUGGCGGCAGUGACGCUUUGACUUCCUUUCUCGUGCAGGUGGAGGCGAAAAAGCAGCUACAAGGAGAUGCAACCACAGCAAACUACAGCUACAACGUGAUAGCUCAGACAGCGCAAUCCGCUCUGUCAAUCGAAUAUCUACUUUUAGAAUGCGGUGAACAUCCUAACCGCUUCGUUCGCGAGUACGCCUUCUUGAGUCUGGCUGAACUACUUCCCCUUCUAGACACGAUCAGGCCAGCGUUGUACCAGGUUCUCGGCUUCGGUUUGCAGGACAACUGGUCCCAAGUGAAAUACGCGUCCAGUAGAGCCGUUCGGCGCGUCAUCGAGCAUGGAGACUUUGUUUCGAAGUACCAACCGGGUGGUCCGAAUGUGCACAAUCCGACACCAGGCCUACGCUUAUUAGCACCCUACAUGUGCUUGAACCGGCACUAUGUGGCAGAAGGAGUGCGCCUGUACUCGCAAGACAACUGGAAGAUGCUGAAUCCACGAGGUGGGAUCCCCUUGAUCUUAGCGUGUCUGGAUGAGAUCGUUGAUGCGUAUGCGGACAGCACGAAUGCGCCGAACCACGCAGUGCGCGAAGCGGCUUGCAAGUGCAUUUUGGAGUUAGCUGAACGCGUUGCGCCACAAUCUCCCCGCGAGUUUUCUCUCCCCUUCAACGGAGAAGACCGAUCUCGUGCGCAAGUGCUAGUUGCAGCGGUUUUGUCAGCACUUGAGGACGAAAGUUGGCCGGUGCGCGACCAUGCGUGUCUAGCAGCUGCUCGAUUGGCAGAGGCUUUUCCAGCCUUGUUUGAAGAUGAAGGUGGUGAUUUGACACGCCAUUUUGCGACGUCGCCAUCAUCAGGCAGUGCUGCGCCAGGCGGCAUCGCUAGUGUUGUGGAGGAUCUCAGGAUCGGAGAUGUAGAUGGAAACGAUAAAGCAGCCUCUAAUACCACAACAACUUCGUCAACAUCCUCCAAAACACCAGUGACACCUCCACAGAGUAACCGCGUCAGGCUAUUGCAGCUCUUGUCCUUUGCCGUAGGCGAUAACAUCCCUUGUCUACGAAAAAACGCUGGCCAUGCACUGUCCAUUUGUCUAAAGCUAUGGCGGAUCGAGGAGGAAGUCUUCACACGAGGUCUGCCUGAACUCCCUCCAGAACUGUUGCCUGCAGAACUUCUGCUAGAAGGUUCUACUUUUGCAGCAGGACAAGGACAACUACAACCGCCAAACGUCAACAGCGUCAGUCCUUCCGCAAAUAUGUUCGUCUCCCUUGACCAACUUCUGAAAAACGGAGGCAACCAGCCGAUGGACAGCACGAGUUUCGCGAAUUAUACCCCUUCCGGCCCUUUUUCUGUCCCGUUGCGUCGUCGUGAAUAUAAUCUCGGGAACGAGAUCAAGAAUGAGGAGAAGGAUCCGAGAUUCGACGAUGCGACUAUGUACAGUUGCGGAUCUGUAGCACCGAGAAACUUCAAAAAGUUCAAGGACAAAGGAGGAUGCAUGAACUGCACUGUGCAUGGCUUGUUGCAGCCCUGGGAGCAAGCAGAAGGCGCGUUGCAUACAUUGGUGAACGUCGCGCUGCUGCAUCACAAUUUAUGAUUAGAAUAUCAGACUCUCUUCAAAUAUUGAACGGAAAAAUGAACCUAGAAACAAAUACUUUUACUUCACAUUUAGGUAGAAAUCGUGCAAACAGCAAAGUCCGAACAAUCUCUGUUCCUUUCGACCCACACUCUAAUAAACGCAAACAAGAACUACGGUGUCGAUGUCGAUGGCGAGGCUGUAGAAGUCGACGAAAGAACGCCUUCAACUUCCGGCGACGAAUUUGACACCUUAGGUUUCUUAGCCAAACGGAUGCCUCUAGUAAUGGAGCUGUUCACAUUGUCGCAUUUCCCGCAUCACUGUCAGUUGAAACAGACUAUUUGCGAGCGUCUAGGAGAGUUGGCUACGGCAAAGCUCUGGUCGCCGACUGAAGACUUCGUGGCUAAAUACCUGCGCCCAGCGGCUUUUGAGCAGAAGUCGCACAAAGCACUUGCUUAUGCUGCGCAAGGGUUGCUGAGGCGAUGCGAAAUUCGAUAG